GGCGGAAUUGAACCAUCAAAAGUCACAAGGAGAGAUGGUGACGAAGAAAGUGAGGGAAGCAACAACGAAACGGAGCGCAUGGCCGAACUGAAGACGCAAGAAGAUGGCAAAAGUGAACAGGAGGAGGGACAAGUCAAUUCAAUAUCAGCGCUACGUGAAGGCAAUAUGCGGCAUCCAACACUAACAACACCAUGA
This is a messenger RNA of Gongylonema pulchrum, 195 nucleotides long. Lineage: Eukaryota; Metazoa; Nematoda; Chromadorea; Rhabditida; Gongylonematidae. The record is from the annotation of a GenBank genome assembly.